Penicillium lagena is the source of this 558-nucleotide messenger RNA. Its product is annotated as DUF5572 domain-containing protein. The coding region runs from base 1 to 558 and encodes 185 amino acids. The transcript has 2 exons. Lineage: Eukaryota; Fungi; Ascomycota; Eurotiomycetes; Eurotiales; Aspergillaceae. The record is from RefSeq and is a predicted model, not a curated record.
AUGGCACAGCCUGUAGAAGCCCAGGAGAGCCCGCUGGACCGACUACGGUCGUAUCCCUUCCACACCGAUCCCGAGUUCGCCAAUGGCCUCUCCACCAUCCUCGGUCACCCCGACACACCCGCCACCGAAGCCGAGAUCAACCGCGACGACGACCUCGUCUUGCAAGCUAAAUGCUUCUUCUUCUCGCGAAAAGAGAGUCUCAAUCCACCCAUUGACUUCGCCGCGUAUAAGUCCUGGCUGGCCUCACAGUCGACAGAAGCACCCCGGGAUUCCGAAAUGGUUUCGGAAUCAUCACAAACACCGACGACAUCCUCCUCAUCAGGGCCUGUUCAAUCUGACCCGCAGGCCCCUACAAACCCAGAACCCGCCUAUCCAUCUUCGUUCGCUCAUAUCGUGGACCUGAUCACGACCGGGCAACCGAUUCCCGGGAUCCAAGAGAUCCCGGACACAGUUUUGGAAGGGCAUGAUUUAUCGAGUGCAAAGCCUCGCAGACGAAAACCGUGGGAAAGGGAGGAAACGGUCGACACCGCGGAAGACCCUACAAAUGCCGCCUCCUAA